UGUGAGUGGGACAGAGCACCAUGUAUUCUCCCAGUGGAGUGUGAGUGGGGCAGAGCACAGUGUAUUCUCACUGCGGAAUGUGAGUGGGACAGAGCACCAUGUAUUCUCCCAGUGGAGUGUGAGUGGGACAGAGCACAGUGUAUUCUCACUGCGGAAUGUGAGUGGGACAGAGCACCAUGUAUUCUCACUGCGGAAUGUGAGUGGGACAGAGCACAGUGUAUUCUCACUGCAGAAUGUGAGUGGGACAGAGCACAGUGUAUUCUCACUGCGGAAUGUGAGUGGGACAGAGCACAGUGUAUUCUCACUGCGGAGUGUGAGUGGGACAGAGCACCAUGUAUUCUCACUGCGGAAUGUGAGUGGGACAGAGCACAGUGUAUUCUCACUGCGGAAUGUGAGUGGGACAGAGCACAGUGUAUUCUCCCAGCGGAGUGUGAGUGGGACAGAGCACAGUGUAUUCUCACUGCGGAAUGUGAGUGGGACAGAGCACAGUGUAUUCUCACUGCGGAAUGUGAGUGGGACAGAGCACAGUGUAUUCUCACUGUGGAAUGUGAGUGGGACAGAGCACAGUGUAUUCUCACUGCAGAAUGUGAGUGGGACAGAGCACAGUGUAUUCUCACUGCGGAAUGUGAGUGGGACAGAGCACAGUGUAUUCUCACUGCGGAAUGUGAGUGGGACAGAGCACAGUGUAUUCUCACUGUGGAAUGUGAGUGGGACAGAGCACAGUGUAUUCUCACUGCAGAAUGUGAGUGGGACAGAGCACAGUGUAUUCUCCCAGUGGAGUGUGAGUGGGACAGAGCACAGUGUAUUCUCACUGCGGAAUGUGAGUGGGACAGAGCACAGUGUAUUCUCACUGCGGAAUGUGAGUGGGACAGAGCACAGUGUAUUCUCACUGUGGAAUGUGAGUGGGACAGAGCACAGUGUAUUCUCACUGCAGAAUGUGAGUGGGACAGAGCACAGUGUAUUCUCAGUGCAGAAUGUGAGUGGGACAGAGCACAGUGUAUUCUCACUGCGGAAUGUGAGUGGGACAGAGCACAUUGUAUUCUCACUGCGGAAUGUGAGUGGGACAGAGCACAGUGUAUUCUCACUGUGGAAUGUGAGUGGGACAGAGCACAGUGUAUUCUCCCAGUGGAGUGUGAGUGGGACAGAGCACAGUGUAUUCUCACUGCGGAAUGUGAGUGGGACAGAGCACAGUGUAUUCUCACUGCGGAAUGUGAGUGGGACAGAGCACAGUGUAUUCUCACUGUGGAAUGUGAGUGGGACAGAGCACAGUGUAUUCUCACUGCAGAAUGUGAGUGGGACAGAGCACAGUGUAUUCUCCCAGUGGAGUGUGAGUGGGACAGAGCACAGUGUAUUCUCACUGCGGAAUGUGAGUGGGACAGAGCACAGUGUAUUCUCACUGCGGAAUGUGAGUGGGACAGAGCACAGUGUAUUCUCACUGUGGAAUGUGAGUGGGACAGAGCACAGUGUAUUCUCACUGCGGAAUGUGAGUGGGACAGAGCACAGUGUAUUCUCACUGCGGAAUGUGAGUGGGACAGAGCACAGUGUAUUCUCACUGUGGAGUGUGAGUGCUCACUGAACGGAGUGUGUCUCCAGGCAGGAACAAUUUGA
Molecule: messenger RNA, 1608 nt
Organism: Pelobates cultripes (western spadefoot toad)
Lineage: Eukaryota; Metazoa; Chordata; Amphibia; Anura; Pelobatidae
Source: the annotation of a GenBank genome assembly